This is a messenger RNA of Chroicocephalus ridibundus (black-headed gull), 8489 nucleotides long. It is a transcript of the gene CMTM4, whose product is annotated as CKLF like MARVEL transmembrane domain containing 4. The transcript is spliced from 4 exons. Lineage: Eukaryota; Metazoa; Chordata; Aves; Charadriiformes; Laridae. The record is from RefSeq and is a predicted model, not a curated record. Gene Ontology annotation, cellular component: membrane. The coding region runs from base 320 to 955 and encodes 211 amino acids.
CGCAGGGGGCGGAGCAGCGGCGGCAUCGCCGGUGGGAGCCCAGCCGCCCUGCCGGGAGCGAGCGGCGGGCUGCCCGCGCCACCGAGGGGCUGAGGGCGGCCCGGCGGUCUCGUCCCAGGCACAGGCCGGCCCGGGCGGUCCCUCCGCCGCCGCCGCCUCCGCCUCCUCCUGCGCACCGCCCCGCGGCAUGCUGCCCUCCCCGCGCCGCCCCGCCUGAGGCGGGACCGGGGCAGCCAUGCCGCCGGCGCUCCGCUAGGUGAGCGCGGCGCGGCUCGGGCCGGAGCUCCGCGGCCGAAGCUCCUCCGCAGCCACCGGCGCCAUGAGGAACGGCGAUGACCUGGAGGGCUUCGACGGCGAGGCGUCCAGCACCUCCAUGAUCUCGGGGGCCAGCAGCCCCUACCAGCCCACCACCGAGCCCGUCAGCCAGCGCCGCGGGCUGGGCGGCCUCCGCUGCGACCUGGACUACCUGCGGGGCACCUUCGGCAGGAUCAAGCUGGCAGAGGUGGUUUUGGCACUGAUUGCAUUCAUCUGCAUAGAGACCAUCAUGGAAUGCUCCCCUUGCGAAGGCCUUUAUUUCUUCGAGUUUGUGAGCUGCAGUGCAUUGGUGGUUACUGGAGUUCUGUUGCUUAUGUUCAGUCUAAAUCUUCACACAAGAAUACCGCAGAUCAACUGGAAUCUUACUGAUCUGGUCAACACUGGACUCAGCACUUUCUUCUUUUUCAUUGCCUCUGUAGUACUUGCUGCUUUAAACCAUAAAACUGGAGCAGAAAUUGCUGCUGUGAUAUUUGGUUUCUUGGCAAUGGCAGUGUAUGCUGUGAACACAUACUUAGCUAUUAAAAAGUGGCGAAUGAACAGCAGACAACAAAGUAGUCGGCAGACCAGUGACUACAUACGUGCUCGGACAGAAUCCAGAGAAGUAGACCAUCGCCCUGAGAUUCAGCGUCUGGAUGCAUGAAAGCAACAUUCAAAUGGGACUGCAAAGGGAAAAGAAGUGCUUAACUCCCUCAUGGAAUAAAGGGGUUUUUUUCUUUAUUUAAGGAAGAAAAGGAAGAUCAGAUGGUGGCAAAGAAUGCCCAGCCCUGCGUAUGUGCAGAGAUGCAUUGAGUCAGAAGCUGUUGUUGUGAAGGCAGUAAAUAUUGGUCAUUCAAAAGCAAGAUCUGUUUAAGACGUCCACAUAUAUAUAUGUAUAUUAUAUAUCUUAUAUAAUAUAUAACAUAUAUAUGUUUUGCAGUAUGUUACUGUUUUGGAUUUAACUGCACAGUACUUUCCUUCCCUCUCCCAAGUGCAAGCUCUGAAUAUACAUGUUCUGCCACUGUUUCUUCGUCUAUCGUAAACACUAAGACCAGCACUACAUUGCUUGGUUAAUAUAAGAAAGAAAUCCACCAGAAUUAAAUUUAAUACACGUGAAAAGGAAGUGAGGGGCAAAUAGCAAUAACUUCAGCCAUGUAUCCUGUCCAACAAACUCUCUGUAUCCACCUCAUGCAGCCUCAGCAGUGCAGCUCAAUUCUUAUCUGCAAGAUGUCCUGCCGUUUCACUGUUGGUGCACUUACACAGCUGGAAUGGACAACCAUUGUGCGGUUCUGCUUGCUGGAUAUAGCAGUGAGGUAGUUGCCCUGUGGGUUACUCUGAAAUUGCCAUAUUUGGUUCAUGCAUGGCCUGGGACAGAUGUGAACCUGCACAAAGUUAGCAUGUUUACUGAAUGGUCACCAUAAUGCAUCAGUGCAAGUAUGUGGUUUUCUGCUAAUGUUGGGAUACAUUCUGGUUUUCAUUCUGAAAUGGGAGAAGAAAGAUGCUUGGGAGGCAGGGUGGAGAAGAGGGCGUUGAGGUGCAGAGUAGAGAAAGAAGGGGUUGUCAUCCAAUACACUUGCAUUCCAGUCAUGGCUUUUUUCUUUUGGUUACUGUUGGGGUUUUGUUUGGUUUGUGUUUUGUGUUUUUUUUUGUUUUUUUUUUAAGGUUCAACCUUUCUGAGAAGCCUUGGGUAAGCAAGAACUAGCAAAAAAUUAUGAUGUGCUUAUAAAAUGUUUCUAAAGCUGCAACAUUGUGAUUCAUUCAAGAUAAAUAUUUUCCUUUUUGGAGGGUUGUUUGUCUUCUAAAAUUAAAACUGUUGGUAGUAGGUAAAACUGUUUUUUUAUUAUUAUUUUUUUAAUUGAGUGUUUCUGCAAUUUUUUUCUCUAAUAUUUCAUUGGAAAAUGAUUUAGAUAAUUGAAGGAUAAUAUGGUUGUAUUGAUCUGUUUAGAAAUAGUUUUACCUAAUUGAAGUUUUCUUAUUUUAAUUGUACUUACAGUGAGGAGAAGGAUAUUUUCUCUACUUAAAACUUGAAUUCUGCAGUAAUCAGUUAGACAAUAUCCUAAUGUUGAAUAGGAGGAUGUCCCUUGCUAUUUUUCUGGUUUUUUUUGAUUGAUGUUUUUAUCUGUGUAAGCCAUUAUUUGGCAUAUGCAUGCCUGCAUGUUACGUGAAGGAAAUCUGUAGGGGAGGAGAUCUCUAGAGCUGAGUUGCUUUCUGGUGUAAGUCGAUGAAAUCUCUGAAAUUAGCAGGACUGUAUGCCACGUAUGCCUGAAUUUAUCUCACAUUUGAGUUGAACAGUUUUUUUUAUAGUGUUCUUAUGUAGCUGUGCUCUUAAGUGUAUGAAUGCAGUUAACUAGAGUCUUAAGAACAACCGGCAAUACAUUGCAAUAGGUCACUUUUAAAGAUGAAAACCAGGUUAUUCCAAACAGAAGAUCAAUAGAAGUGCCUGGGCUUUUUUAAUUCCGGAGGGAACUGGGGUAGUGAGAGGUGUGAACCGAAGGCUGCAGUGUUUGAAUUGAGCAACAGAGAAUUAUUCUGAUGUGUGUGGUUAAAAAAAAAAAGUGACAAAAUUGGUGCCUUUUCAUUUUUAGUUUACUGAUGUCUACAGUGCAUUUCACCUUAGUGGCUAAGAUGGAGAUUAAAAUUCAGAAAGAAUUACUAAUGAGGUUAAAGAAAACUUGCAUUUUCUUAACAAGUAAUGGUUUACCAGUUGUUAUAGUAAUAUUUUAAUGUGCUUUGUAGAAAGUGAAUGCCAAAGGGAAUGCCAGUUUAAAAAAAGAUCAAACGACAUAGCCAACCUAUAGCAUUGGGUCUAGAGCAUAGAAAAUACACAGUUCAUUGAGGUGGUGCCUCACCAGCAUUACUAUGCAUUUCAUGAAAAGCAGAUGAUGGUUCCAUGUUCAGUGUGGUAUGAAAUAGCGGAGUUUGUCAUUGCCCGUGCAGUUGUUAUAGCCCUGCUGUUUUUCAGCACUCUGCCUAGUAUUGGCAAAGUUUGCAAGGAGAGUUUGUAGAUAUUGUCAAUUAUUAAGAGUCUCUUUAAAAGUAGCACAAGCAUAUCUAGACUGGAAUUGUAAACUGGCAUUAAAGCCGUUUGUAUAAAGAUUGUAAAAAAAAAAAAAAAAAAAUCCAAAACCGACCAACCAAAAAAACACCUGCACCAAAAAAACUCAAGCCUCCUACUCAAAUACAGAAUAUUGUCCUCCAGAAGAUCCAUGCUUUUAGAGUGGACCCCUCACCUGAGAUCAAGAAACAGAAGUUAGGUGGUGCACAGCGAAGGCUUUUAAUUAGGAGCCCAUCGUUUGAGUUUACGUUGUGUGUAAGAUAAUGCCCCGUUCCUCUCAUGCUCCCUGUGCUGAUCCUGGUUUUUCAGAGGUGUGGGAGCUCUCGUGCCUCUGCAAGCGUAUGAAUUUGGUGUCUUUCAAAUCCUUACACCUUUCCUUACCUAGAAAAAGGAUAACUUCACUGAGCUUUUUCUGGAGCGAGAUAAUGAAAAGCUUUUGUUAUCUUUUAGCUGGAAUGACAAAUGCAGAAUGAUGCAGUUAUACUUUUAAUCCAGUGUAACACUUCACCAUGUAGUAUCGUAGACCUGAAUGACCUUGAGUGCUUUUACUUGUGAAAUACGUUUUCUUGAGCUGAGAACAGUAUGUCAUUAUUUAUUACUUACAUCAUGACUUGAGCUUAGCACAGCUUUCAGGGUAGAAUUCAAAGAGAGUAGUAAUUUAAAAAAUACUAUCUGAAACACUUUGUACAACAAAAACAAAUGUAAAUUUGUAAUUUCCUUAUUUUGGGGACCAAAGAUGAUUUUAGUAUUGUACAGUAUAUACUUUCUAAAAAUCUAAGUUAAGCAUUUAUUACUCUACAGAGACAUUAUUUACUAUUUGGAUUAUAUAGAAGGGAAAUAAAGUAGCUGUGAGAGACAAGUAAGUUUGAGCAUCAAACUGAUGCUCAGUUUUGAAAUAUGAUGUACACGCAGUUGAUCUUCCACCCCACUCUCCCAACUUAAUUUUACACAGUGUAUUAAAGAGGUGGUAAUAUUUUGGGACUGUUAUCCAAACUGCAGUCAUCAUGAAAAAACCUCUGAAGGAAGAAAAAAUGUUUUUUUUAAACUUGCUUAGAAAAGUGACAUUAAAUUGGUUCUCCCAGCCAGUUAAUCUUGCUUGUAAUUGCCAAGCAUAUAGGGAUAAUUUCUUUUAGUCCUGAAGAGUGCUGUUUAGCUCCAUAAAGGGACUCAAAACCCACUGUAAAUAAAACUAAAUUAAAGCUAAGCAGUUGAACCUCAUAGGAACAAAAUGUUUGAAAUUGUUAAUGGUUCUGAUCAGUCUUCUUUCGUGAAACUGAGCCCUCAGGUAUGCAAUCUCCAUGUAUUUCUGCAUGUAGAAAUAACGGUAAAUUUUGCAACCUAUGCACAGACAUCAAAAGAUGAAUUAAAGCAUAUGAUUGGAGCAACAGCAUAACAACUGUUGUACAGCGUUGUAAGAAUAUGUUUUCCUUUUAAUGCUAUGUAUGCUCAGUUUUGUCAGCCUUCGUUCAAGUUUAUCAUACAUUCCUCUAAUGAUGUGCAAACUGCCUACAAGAGAAGUUUCUAAAACCGUAAUUAAGAACUCAUUUGACAGUUUCAUUGCUUCUUAGUAAAGUUGAUUCCUCCUUACUCUCCACUCGUUCAUUUCGUAUAUUCAUGCCUCAGCAAUCUAUAUGUUCUAAUAUUUAAUUUUUGUUAAGCCUUCUUCAUUGAUCUGUGUAGUGUCUGCUUCAGUAUAAGGAAGUUAAGAAUACUGUGUCCAGUGUCCUUUUGCAUAAUCAUGGUCCUCUUCCCUUUAGCCGAUGGUGUUUGGGCUGGAUGCGGUGGGGGAAAUGUGAUUUCUUUCCCCGUGAGCUUUGGAAGAUCGCUGGUGUUCUGCAUGUGUUUUUGUGCGAGCUUUCUGGGAAGAACCACAUGCAUAGAGGUUGAGAGGAUUUGAGAUUCAUCUGCCUCUGCCUUUAGUGAGAGAAGGAGACAGACACCUGGAAUCAGUAGUAAAAGUAGGUGUAGCAGUGUUUCUCUGCUCCUAAUUGUGGGGCUGGAGAGAUUGUACACCGAUGUUAAUGGUGCCUCUUAAAACCUGAAUUAUGUGCAGAAAUGGGUGUGAUUAUCAAAUAACUUCUGCUCAGCUGAAGUACAGCGGUUGGUUCCCGGAGACCCACAGGAUGUAGAUGGGCUCUGUGUAUCCAAAAGAAAGGAUAGUUCCAGACUAAUUUCUGCUCCGUCCCACUGAAGUGUAGCAUUUCUGAAACUUGGGUACUUAGUUCUUGUUGUUUAUAGCAUAAACUAACGGAUUGUUUGGAGGGCCAACAAAGCUCAAAGACGGCAGUGCGGAUAGAGAUGUCAUGUGUGUGAAUUUUAAUGACAACAAAAAUAAUAAUUUAAAAAUGAAACUGAAAUAGGUACAAUAUCCAGCAGAAUGUCUGAAAAUAGUUUGUAGAAAUGAUGCCAUAUUUGUCUCUUUAUCUUAACAGAGGGAGUUGGUUUAAAACACAUCUAUACAAAUAUUCAGGAAAUCUCUGAAUGCCACUUCAGAGUUUUUCCUGGUAUAUUGUUUUCCCUGUUAGCCACUUGGCCACCCGGAGGGAUCUGUUUGGCAGGGUCAGAGUGGUGCUGUCCAACCUGAAAGGGUUCCUUUCUUGUUUUGGUCUUAUUUUUGCGUUGUCUUUUUUUUUAAAUCUGUCUAUAAUUUAACCAUUUGUAUUCUAAAAUAAUCUUUAAAAAAAUCUGCUUACACUGUGAUUUAUGAUAGCUUUUAAUUUAGAGUAUACAACACAAUCUAAUUUUCUGUUGGGAUAUGCAGCUUUCAAAAGUGUUCUUAUAUAUGCCCAGAAAUGAAAGUUGUCUAUUUAUCAUGAAAAUGUGAUUAGAUAAAGUUACCUAUCCAGAAUCCCAGUGCAGCUCUUUCAAAUGUGCUGGAUGGAUGAGUUAGUGAAAUUGCCUUUUAAUCUCUAUGGGUUAAUAAAUAUUUUUUUAUAACUAGCCACAGAUAUUCCUUUUUAAAUUAUACUUGGCAAACAGAAGAUAUUUAAUUUUAUAUACAAUAUACAUAGUUACCUUGAUUGACGUAUUUAUAACAUAGAGCUUUGUGUUUACUAUGAAGGUUUUAUCUCUAUACCAUGGACUUCAUGGGUAAAAUUUUAAAAAGCCAGUUAGCAUAUAUGGAAGGAUAUGGAAACUAUUUUCAUGAAUUCAGAAUGAGGACAUAGGAGCAUUUCAAAAAGCAAUAGCCAGAUCAUAUUAAUGGAGUAUGUGGAUUUUUUUUCUUAUUUUUUGAUUGGGGCUGGUCCCUACAGCUAUUUUAAUAACAUCUGGAUGUGAGUAACAGAAUGAAAUAUGACCAUCUGCCUCUUCUGACUGUCACGGACUAUUGUCUAGAAUAUGGGAAAUUUCAGGGUAGUGUAUUUGUUUUCCUUUAGACAAAUGUCUCAAUAGACAUAUAUAAUUAAAACCUUCAUGUGUUUGAAAGAAAAUACCCUCACUUAACUAGGCUGAUUUAUCACUUUUGGUAACCUUUUAAUCCCAAAAGUAGUAUUGUUUAAAUAUUUUUAGUAACGUUCCAUUUAUCCUCAUGUCUACAGGUUAAAGUGGUUCUGGCUAGCACCCUUUUAUUACAACAAUUGCUACCUUCAUUUUUCUACUGUUUAUACUUUAAUCUUGAAUGUUUACCGGUUUCUACUUGUUGGAUAUUGUGGAGGGAGAGUGUAUCUUACUUAGCACUACAGUUCAUCCAGCUUUAACUCAUACAUCACGGUUCUGGAGUGAGAAAAUAUUUUGAUUUAUAUAUUGUGGCCAAUUUAUCGCAUUUUAAAAUGAUUUCUAUACUUAGGACACAACAUGUAUGACAUAAUAUAACAAAUGGCGUAGCUAAUCAUUAUAUCUGUCUAGACUUUCUCUCUUCUGUGUUAGAGUCAUUUUGAAACUAUUUGUAUAUGUUGAAGUUUGUAAGGGUUCAGGAACCCACAAUAAAAUAGUAAAGUAUGUAUUUAUUUCUCAUUAUAAUGCUCAAUUUUUAUUUGAACGUUGACACUUUGUAUGUCUUUUCACAAAAUUGUAAACAAAUACCGAAAAACUGCUUCACCUAGGGUGCCUUCCAUGUGUGGUAUAAACACUUGUCAUUCACAAAAAUAGAGAUGUAAAUUUAUUGAAUCAGUAAACACUAUUUUUGUAAUGUGAGUCACUAAUGCAUCUCUGGCUUUGUUGUGCUUUGUUUCCACUAAUACCAGUUUUACGGCUACCGCUGUCAUUGCCUUCCCUUUGUGCACUAAGCAGUAAAUCUGAUCUCGUGGCGAAUGGGAAGAUUGCAUCACUCUUGCCUUCAGCUGCUGCCUGAGAUGGAGAUAAAGCGCGUUGCUGAGGAGAGCCAGCAGGUACUCCACACUUCUUCCCUUGAGACCCGUGUAAAGAGAUGCUCAGUGUGGGAUACCUGUAUCCUCAGGGUUGAUUUUUGGGUCCAGUAGAAAAACCUCACAGGCGUAAUCUAAGCAUUCCGAUUCUAGCUUGUAAUUUAUGAUUCAUGGUGGCUGAUGAAGGAGUAUCCAGGCCUGAAAGACUUUAUCCCUUGGGGAUAUGGGUCCUACACUGACAGAUUUGUAAUUGUGAACAGCUCGGAAGGAUUAGUCGAAACAGUGCGUUAGAAUCCCAUCUCACGCUGAGCAAAGGGGGUGCAAUUUUCCUUUUAUCAUAUGAGCACAAGUCUGCUGUGUCGUGCCCUUGGUAUUUUGCUUUUGAAGUAAGAUAAAUUAUGAUGUUUUGCCAAGGAAAAUCUUACAAGCAUACUCUCUGUGCAAAUGCAGAACCUGACUCUGCUGUCCUUACUCAGGCAAAAUUCCCCAUGGACUCAGGGGACUGCAGAUCAGGUACCAAUUUAUCAUCAAAUCCUGGUCAAGGAUUUGAAGAAUAUCAAAGUUAGCAAAUAUUCAUAUAGAGACAAUUUUACAGCCUUGAAGCAAUUUCACAUUAUUUUGGUAAGUGUUCUUGAAGUUCUCAAACAGCGCACGAGGCCAGCUGGUAAAACCGAUGCUUUCCGUAGCGGUACCUGCUGGCUGAGGUCGCUGGCUUCACAGUACCCCCAGCUGUAACUUAAACGUCUAAGUUGUGGCAUCUUCCCGCUCCAUAUGUGAAAGUUGUGCUGUUAGUGCUUGACCAAUUUCAAAGGCAAGGUAACUCUACAAGAAAACCUAAC